Molecule: messenger RNA, 906 nt
Organism: Kluyveromyces marxianus DMKU3-1042
Lineage: Eukaryota; Fungi; Ascomycota; Saccharomycetes; Saccharomycetales; Saccharomycetaceae
Gene: SEC13
Product: GTPase-activating protein SEC13
Exons: 1
Coding region: 1-906 (301 amino acids)
Biological process (GO): COPII-coated vesicle budding; protein import into nucleus; positive regulation of TOR signaling
Cellular component (GO): nuclear pore outer ring; COPII vesicle coat
Molecular function (GO): protein binding; structural molecule activity
Source: RefSeq, a predicted model, not a curated record
AUGGUUGCGAUAAACAAUGCUCACACAGAGCUGAUUCAUGAUGCAGUUCUAGAUUACUAUGGCAAGAGACUUGCAACUUGUUCUUCAGACCACACGAUUAAGAUCUUCGAGGUUGAUGGAGAGACACAUAAGUUAAUAGAUACAUUACAAGGACAUGAGGGUCCUGUCUGGCAAGUUGAUUGGGCUCAUCCAAAGUUCGGUGUGAUUUUGGCUUCUUGUUCUUAUGAUGGUAAGGUUUUGAUUUGGAAAGAAGUUAACGGCAGAUGGUCACAAAUUGCUGCGCACGAGGUGCACUCUGCAUCUGUGAAUAGUAUUCAAUGGGCUCCUCAUGAAUACGGCCCACUACUAUUAGCAGCAUCUAGUGAUGGUAAGGUGUCCGUAGUCGAAUUUAAGGAAAAUGGAACCACUGCACCAAUUAUUAUCGACGCGCAUGCGAUUGGCGCUAAUACCGCGUGCUGGGCACCAGCUACAUUACAGCAACACUCUGCCCAUUCCAACUCUACGAACUCCGCUCAACAAGUACGCAGAUUUGUCACUGGUGGUGCAGACAAUCUGGUAAAAAUUUGGAGAUUUAAUCCCGAAGCUGCCACUUACCUACUUGAGCAUACUCUGGAAGGUCAUUCUGAUUGGGUCAGAGAUGUUGCUUGGUCACCAACAGUCUUAUCUCGCUCCUACUUAGCUUCAGUGUCACAGGACCGUACUUGUAUCAUCUGGACCCAAGAUAACAAUGAAGAUACAUGGAAAAAGACUUUACUAAAAGAAGAUAAAUUCCCUGAUGUGUUAUGGAGAGCUAGCUGGUCUUUGUCAGGUAAUAUCUUAGCCCUAUCUUGUGGUGAUAACACUGUUACCUUGUGGAAAGAAAACUUGGAAGGUAAGUGGGAACCUGCAGGUCAAGUAACAGAAUAA